CCCACUCCCCCAAAGAAGCCUCCGCGUCGAAAUCUGUCAGUAUCACCCACACAUCUCACCCCGUUGUCUUCUUCGUGUACUGGUACAAGUACAGGCGCCGGUACGCCUGGAUCGCUGACAGGCGCAUACGAAUACCUGUUCUUAGCACGAAGUGGGGUUCGCAGUCAUGGGGAUCUUGACACCCUUACUGCCGGCUUGAGUCUGGGUCAAGAGGAUUUUUUGCGAGUUGCUGAAGCUUCAGAUUACGUCCCGAUGAGAAUGCAGAAUCCUCGGCGUAAACUUAAGCGGCAUCCUGACGCAUCUAGUCGCGGCAAUGCAUCUGUGGCAACGCCUUUGAGUCCGACACACUACCAACAACCGCCGACUCCUGAGCAUCCACCACCAUCAGCGCUUCAGGCUGAAAAGAGCAUACAUGAACGUAUCAGGCCGCUAAGUCAGGAAUAUAAGCGUCGUUCGAUGCUAAAUUCGAUGGGCGGCGAGGCUCAUCGCGAGUGUGAAACAGAAACCGAAACUGACCCCCGUGAUUCAACGGGCGUUCCACUGGCUUCCCUGGGGGCAUCGAGCGGGUCGCUUUCGUCUAGCGUGUCUUUGUCUGAUCGAAGCGCCUCGACGGAUUGCGUGGAGGAGUUCGUUGGAGAUGUUCCUUUUGCAG
Molecule: messenger RNA, 652 nt
Organism: Ctenocephalides felis (cat flea)
Lineage: Eukaryota; Metazoa; Arthropoda; Insecta; Siphonaptera; Pulicidae
Exons: 2
Source: RefSeq, a predicted model, not a curated record